Molecule: messenger RNA, 5654 nt
Organism: Centrocercus urophasianus (Greater sage-grouse)
Lineage: Eukaryota; Metazoa; Chordata; Aves; Galliformes; Phasianidae
Gene: ATP10D
Product: ATPase phospholipid transporting 10D (putative)
Exons: 23
Coding region: 105-4370 (1421 amino acids)
Biological process (GO): phospholipid translocation
Cellular component (GO): plasma membrane
Molecular function (GO): ATPase-coupled intramembrane lipid carrier activity; ATP hydrolysis activity; magnesium ion binding
Source: RefSeq, a predicted model, not a curated record
CGGAGGGAGAGCGGCGCGCGCCGAGGGUCGCGGCCGUCCCGCUGGGAUGUGAACGGCGACAUCGGUUGAGGUCAUUCCUUGGAUUAUAAAGCACAUAGGGUGCAAUGGCAGAUCCCAUCCACUGGACCCGGUAUCGUUGGCAGCAACUGAUGUCUACAGAAGGCAGACAAGAAGGCAGCAGCUCAAGUAACAACUGCUGUCAAGCAAAAAAAUCUAUUGGCAAACAUAGGAUAGUGAUACCCUGCUUGGGACAUUUUAAGGAAGAGUAUGAAAAGGUAUCAAAACUGUAUAUGAACAACAAAAUACGGACUACUAAAUAUACUUUACUGAAUUUUAUACCACGCAAUUUAUUUGAACAAUUUCACAGAGUUGCCAAUUUGUAUUUCCUGUUUCUGGUUAUUUUAAACUGGGUUCCCCUGGUGGAGGCUUUCCAAAAAGAAAUUACAAUGCUACCUUUGAUAGCAGUUUUGACAGUAAUUGCCCUGAAGGAUGGUCUGGAAGAUUACUCAAAAUAUAAAAUGGAUAAGCAGAUAAACAACUUACUAACCAAAGUGUAUAGCCGGAAAGAGAAGAAAUACAUAGAUGAAUGCUGGAAAAAUGUCAAUGUUGGAGACUUCAUCCGGCUUUCGUGUAAUGAAAUUAUUCCUGCUGACAUGGUGCUGUUAUAUUCCAGUGACCUGGAUGGGAUCUGUUACAUUGAAACUGCAGGUCUUGAUGGAGAAACCAAUCUAAAACAGAGGCAGGUGGUGAGAGGAUAUUCAGAGCAGGUCUCUGAAAUUGAUCCAGAAAAAUUUUCUGGUAGAAUAGAAUGUGAAAGUCCUAAUGAUGACCUCAAUCACUUUCGAGGCUUUGUUGAGAAUUCAAGCAAGGAUCGAGUGGGCCUCAGCAAGGAGAACUUAUUGCUGCGAGGAUGCACAGUAAGAAAUACAGAAGCUGUUGUAGGCAUUGUGGUAUAUGCAGGUCAUGAAACCAAAGCCAUGCUGAAUAACAGUGGACCUCAUUACAAGCGCAGUAAAUUGGAAAGAAAAGUGAAUUCUGAUAUUCUGUGGUGUGUUCUGCUUCUAAUUUUAAUGUGUUUAACAGGUGCAAUUGGCCAUGGAAUUUGGUUAAGUAGGUAUUCAGAAAUACCUUUUUUUAACAUCUCUGAACCAGAUGGCAAAUCGAUUUCUUCUGUGUUAGCAGGGUUCAAUAUGUUCUGGACAAUGAUCAUUUUAUUACAGGUCUUGAUUCCUAUUUCUCUGUAUGUUUCAAUUGAAAUUGUCAAACUGGGACAAAUUUAUUUAAUACAGAAUGACAUUGAUUUUUACCAUGAGAAAACAGACUCUACAAUUCAGUGUCGAGCACUGAAUAUUGCUGAAGACCUUGGCCAGAUUCAGUAUAUCUUCUCAGACAAGACUGGAACACUCACUGAAAAUAAGAUGGUUUUUCGGAGGUGCAGCAUUGCAGGACAGGAGUAUUGCCAUGAAGAAAAUGCAAAGAGGUUGGAAUCCUAUCAAGAGAAGGAUUUGAAAGAUGAGGAUUCAGCUGAAGGUCCUUGUGCCUCUCUGGGCCACACAUUAAAAUGGAGGGGACACGACUGUGGAGCCGAGAAUGAAUCUUUGAACAGAAAGUCUUCAAAUCUGUUAUCUGGUAUUUACCCUGAAUUAGGAAGGGAGCGUUCAUCAGGUGAUGCUCCCUGCUCAGGACAUGUUGCUUUCAGCAGCUGCAUUGAAACAGAUGUUGUACCAGAUACACAACUGCUGGAGAAAUUUAGACGUGUUUCUUCUCUUUCCUAUCAAGAAUCAGAAGACGGUAUCAGCAAGUUAGGUUUGGAGACAAUGUACAUCACUGACUUCUUUCUUGCUCUGGCAAUCUGUAAUACUGUUGUUGUUUCAAUCCCCAAUCAGCCACGUCAGAAGAUGAGACGCUCUUCACUGGGAAGAAUGCCUAUUAAAUCCCUUGAGGAAAUCAGGCAGAUGUUCCAGAGGUUGUCAGUCCGUAGACUAAGUUCGUCCCCACUUCCAAGUAUAAAAGAGUCAUCAUCUGAAAACCCAAACAGUUUUGUGAGCAAACUGCCUAUUUUCAGAAUGAAACCGGCUUCACCUGCUUUGGAUGGGGCUGCUCAAAAUGCUGCUGAACCUCACAAUCUGAACAGCCCAGAAAAUCCCCAGUUACCCAAAGAAUGUUAUACAGUGAAUGUAGCUGCUGGCUGUGAAACCCAUGGUGCUGAGUCAUCUGCUGAAUGGUCUCCCUUACCUAAGCUUUGUUAUGAAGCUGAAAGUCCAGACGAAGCUGCCUUGGUCCAUGCUGCUAAGGCUUAUAAAUGUAUUUUACAGUCUAGGACUCCUGAUCAAGUAACUGUGGAUUUUGCAGAUCUGGGAUCUUUAACAUUUCAGCUUUUGCAUAUCCUGCCUUUUGACUCAGUGCGAAAAAGGAUGUCAGUAGUGGUUCGGCAUCCAGUCUCCAACCGAGUGGUGGUGUACACGAAAGGUGCAGACUCAGUCAUGAUGGAUUUGUUGGGAACUGCAUCUGAAGAUACCAAGAAUUCAGAAAUGGAAAAGAAGAACAUUAAAGAAAGAACCCAGAAUCAUCUGGAUGACUAUGCCAGAAAGGGACUGCGCACUCUUUGUAUUGCUAAAAAGGUGAUGAGUGAUGAAGAAUAUACAGAGUGGUUAAAUAAUCAUUUUUUAGCAGAAACCAGCAUUGACAAUAGGGAGGAGCUGCUGCUGGAAUCCGCCAUCCGGCUUGAAACCAAACUAACUUUGCUUGGUGCCACUGGCAUUGAAGAUCGCCUGCAGGAUGGUGUUCCAGACACAAUACAGGCAUUACGGAAAGCAGGAAUAAAAAUAUGGAUGCUGACAGGUGACAAGAGAGAGACAGCUGUCAACAUCGCCUAUGCUUGUAAAUUGCUGGAGCCCGAUGACAGAAUCUUCACGCUCAAAUCACAAAGUAGAGAUGCUUGUGCUUUGGUGAUGAACAGUAUUUUAGAACACAUGCAAAAAAACACUGCUGAGCAAAAAAAAGUAAAUCAGAAACUUGGGAAUGCCUCUGCAAGUCCUUCUACCCAAGCUCAAGGCUUCAGCGCAGGCCUGGUUAUUGAUGGAAGGACUUUAGAGCAUGUCCUUCAGGACAGCCUGCAGAAUGUUUUCUUGGAGCUCACAGAAAAAUGUCGAGCUGUAGUCUGCUGCCAAGCCACACCACUGCAGAAGAGUGUGCUGGUCAGACUGGUGCGAAAUAAGCUGAAGGCAAUGACGUUAGCUGUAGGUGAUGGUGCCAAUGAUGUCAGUAUGAUCCAGGUAGCUGACACUGGUGUGGGAAUCUUGGGCCAAGAAGGCAUGCAGGCUGUGAUGGCAAGUGACUUUGCAAUUUCUCAGUUCAGGCAUCUCAGGAAGCUGCUGCUUGUCCAUGGUCACUGGUGUUACACCAGGCUUACCAACAUGAUACUCUACUUCUUCUACAAAAAUGUGGCCUACGUGAACCUCUUAUUCUGGUACCAGUUCUUCUGUGGGUUUUCAGGCACAUCAAUGACUGACUAUUGGAUCUUGAUUUUUUUCAAUCUCCUUUUUACAUCGGUGCCACCCAUCAUUUACGGUGUCUUGGACAAAGAUGUGUCUGCAGAGAUACUCAUGCAGAUCCCACAGCUGUAUAAGAUGAGCCAGAAAUCUGUGGCCUACUUGCCUUCAACCUUUUGGAUAACCUUGCUGGAUGCUUUUUACCAAAGUCUUGCUUGCUUUUUUGUGCCUUACUUCACUUACUAUGGCUCAGACAUAGACAUUUUUUCUUUUGGAAACCCUAUAAACACAGCAGCACUUUUUAUAAUAUUGUUUCACCUUCUCAUUGAGUGCAAAUCCGUGACUUGGAUUCAUACGAUAGUUAUAGUUGGCAGCAUCCUAUUUUACUUCAUUUUUGCUCUGGCUUUUGGGGCAACCUACAGAACCCUUAAUCCACUAUCGAAUCCUUACCGGAUCAUGGAAAAGCAUAUGGCAGAUCCAGUUUUUUACCUAGUGUGCCUCCUGACUACUUGUGUUGCUCUGCUACCCAGAUACUUCCUGAGAGCUCUCCAAGGAACAUUGUUUCCAUCUCCAGUGUUGAAAGCCAAGCACUUGGACAAACUGAUCCCUGAGGAGAAGAGGGAAGCAAUUAAGAAAUGGAAGGAUGAACGCAUUGUAAGCUGUAGAAUGGAGUUGCAGGUUACUUCUGGGUCUACUGGCUCAGCCACGGGUACUGUAUUAAAGGAAGAAAGCAUUGCCAGUGUUGUACCGCUUUCUAGAAUACCUUUUCAUGACUGUUCAAGGGAUGAGUUAGUGGAGGAAGAGCCUGGGAAUAGAAGUAACUUGAACUCUGAAAAGACUGCAUUUCUGAAUUCAAAGAGAAGUGAUUCAGAUGUCUGAUGUGCCAAAGUCUUUGCACGUACUAAUGAAGAGUGCAGCAGUGCCAUUUCUCUAGAAUGCAAAGCAGGUUUGAAUUCUUUGUUAUGUGCACAAAAUGGUUUAAUGUUAUUUAUAAAGUUGGAAUGUGAACCACUGAAAAUCCAAGAAUAACUGCCGGUGUAUGCUACAAUAUGAUUUUUUUUUUUUUUUUCAGCCAAGGUAGAUGAUGCACUCAUUUACCUAAAAGCUUUUGAGUUUGUAAAGCUUUUCAGUGAUUUAUUGAAGUGUUAAAGGUCUAAAUGGCUAGAGGUUUUAUUUUCUCAUGCAGUAUACUUUGCAUACUGCUUCUCUCUUUCAUGCAACACUGCAUAAUGCCUCCUACAGACAGGACACGGUAUGAAUUGUAGACCUACAGAUUCAGUUUAGAUAAAAUCCACUCUAUCACAAGCCAUGCUACUCCCUUGCAUUCCUGUCCUAUUAUCACAGCGUUGCCUGGAAUUCAUAGCUUACUGAGAUAGGAAGCAAGCAGAAAGGCUCAGAUGUAGUGGUUUUAGAUUGUUUAUUACAAAACUUCUCUAAUGUUUUUAAUACAGUAAUUAUCUUAACCACUGUGGUCCAGCUCCUCCAUGACCAUCUCAGCAUGAUCCAAACACUAUUUAAGCCAUGAGGAAAGUGCCCUGGAUGAGACAUAGAAAUCCCAUAUCUCCUUCACAUUCCCACAGAAAAUCUUUGUGCAGCUUCUUGUUCUCCAGGGUACUUCAUCCUCCUGCUACAUCCCCUCUCUUUGUCUCCUUUUUUCCUUUAAUCUCAUUCACCACUGACUGAUCUUUUUCUCCUCACCCAACUUGGAUAUUGGCUGCCUGACUUUUCUCUAGGCUUUUAAACUCAUGCCUGCCCUGGAAAAUCAUCUGCAAGUGGUGAUGGGAAGUUCCUGAGUGUCUUCAGAUACAGCAGCUUGUAACUAAUGGCAUUUCUCUUUUUCACUCUCAGUUGUUUUCACAUUCCUCCAGACUUUCAUAUUAAACAGCAUGAGCAUUGCUAAAUGCUGCUCAGAAGACUGUGUAGCCAUUUGUAUGCCUCAAAUUUGAGCUCUGUUGUUGUGUAAAUGUCUUGGAGAUGUUCCACCUCUGCCAGUUCCCCACUGCUCUUCACACUAUGUAAGCUGAGAUGAGUGUGACUCUUUCUAAAUAUUGUUUCCUUUUUACUUUCCUGCCCAAAAAGUUAUAUGGCCAAUUUAUGGAGGAAUCUGUGAAAUUGUUUGUGUCUGCUAGCACUUACUGAAAUAAACUAUUUCCUUAAACCGUA